CAUAGCAAGGGGCGAGGUUACAGAUGACAUAAGUUGCUAUAAACUGAGCAUGUAAUGAAUGUAUACUAAUGCACAUUGUUUUGACAGCUACCUCGGUAAUCGCAGACAGACGUAACCAAAGAUGGCACCUGUGGAUCUUGCCAAAAUAAGUUCAAAUGGACUGAAAAACGCUGCGUCUGGGGAGAAUGUGGAACUGGGGUCACUGUGGCGAGAGCAGGCUGUCGUGCUGUUUUUUCUGCGGCGGUUUGGCUGUCAGAUCUGCAGGUGGACUGCCUCAGAGGUCAGCAAGUUGGAGCCGAGCUUGAAGGCUAACGGAGUGGCCCUGGUAGGUGUAGGGCCUGAGGAGAUUGGGGUUGAAGAGUUUAAGGCGGGAGGCUUCUUCAAGGGAGAUGUGUACAUAGACGAGAAGAAAAAAAGCUACAAGGACCUUGGUUUCAAAAGAUACAAUGCCCUAAGUGUGGUUCCAGCUGCCAUGGGAAAGAAAGUGCGAGAAGUCUCUUCAAAGGCAAGUGCUGAAGGUAUCCAGGGAAACUUCACAGGGGAUCUCCUGCAGAGUGGUGGCAUGCUUAUUGUGGCAAAAGGUGGUGAGAAGGUGCUUAUGCACUUCAUCCAGGAUUCCCCAGGAGACCACGUCCCUCUGGAAGAUAUAACCAAAGCCCUGGGCAUCUCAGUCAGUGUGCAAGCCGGACAAAGGCCACAGUGCAACGAUGAUGUUUGCACAAGGUAGAGGACUUGAACUGCCUGGGAGAGAUGAGGACCACCAGCAGAGAACUGAGUUAUGGGACUCGUACAUUUUUUGGCUUUUUUCUUAAUAUGUGACUGACAUUAAGAAUUUACAAAA
Alosa sapidissima (American shad) is the source of this 841-nucleotide messenger RNA. It is a transcript of the gene prxl2b, whose product is annotated as peroxiredoxin like 2B. The coding region runs from base 122 to 727 and encodes 201 amino acids. The record is from RefSeq and is a predicted model, not a curated record. Lineage: Eukaryota; Metazoa; Chordata; Actinopteri; Clupeiformes; Clupeidae. The transcript has 7 exons.